GGAGCUCUUACUUGUGAAUACCGAACUCGUCGCUCCGGACACAUCACCAGAUGGCUUUGGCCGUGCUCGUGCUGGUGGCCUUCGUGGUCACCGUUUCUGUGGCCAUCGUCCUCAAGAACUGGCGCCUAGUACGCACCAUCGAGAAGCUGCCGGGACCGUUGUUUCUUCCAUUCGUGGGAACAACCUACUUAGUGGCCUUUAGACCGCGAGAAGAAAUAAUGAACGUGUUCGACCGCAUGAGUAAACAGUACUGGCCGCUGUUUCGUACUUGGCUUGGCCACACCCCCGAAGUUCACCUUAUGAAGGCAGAAUACGUUGAGAAAAUAAUGACGAGCAGCGAACUGAUCACGAAGGCCCAUAUUUACACGUUUUUGCAGCCUUGGCUUGGCGACGGGCUACUCAUGAGCACUGGAGCAAAAUGGCAUUCUCGGCGGAAGAUGAUCACGCCAGCUUUCCAUUUCAAAAUUCUAGACAACUUCAUUGAGGUCUUCGCAGAGAAGUCGGAAAUACUGAUCGACAUACUGAAGACCAAAGCUGAUGGAAAACCAUUCGAUAUCUAUCCAUAUAUCACCCGAUGUGCUCUGGAUAUUAUCUGUGAAACGGCGAUGGGAACUUCUGUAGACGCCCAGAGAGGCUCUCAGUCUGCGUACGUGUCUGCCGUCUACAGUACCAGUGAGAUGACCAUUAAGCGAGGUCUGUCGCCAUGGCUACACAGCGAUUUUAUCUACAAGAAGACUGCUGCGGGAAAACAGUUCUUUAAGAAUGUGGAAAUCCUACAAGGGUUCACUAAAAAGGUAAUUAAUGAAAGGAGAUUGUCGAGGCAAUCAAAUAAGCAGAAGACAACAUCAGACAGUAUUGACGAAUUUGGGAGGAAGCGGCGAGUGGCGUUUCUGGACAUGCUGCUGGAAGCUUCUGAGGCAUCACAGAAACUCACUGAUGAGGCAAUACAAGAGGAAGUCGACACGUUCAUGUUUGAGGGCCAUGACACUACGUCGGUCGGAAUGGCUUGGACGCUUUUUCUGCUGGGCCAUCAUCCAGAUGUUCAGGAGAAGGUCUACGCAGAGCUAAAUGAUGUCUUCGGAGGGGAUGCCCGACGGAAUCCUUCGAUGCAGGACCUGAACAACUUGAAGUAUCUGGAGAUGGUGAUCAAGGAGUCGCUCAGGCUCUAUCCCAGCGUGCCUUUCGUAGGCCGAAAGGUUACCCAGGACGUAGAAGUAGGUGGUUACCACCUACCGAAGGGAACAAUGUUACUUUUGCACAUCCGCAAAGUCCACCGCGAUCCUGAACACUGGCCGAACCCGGAGCGCUUCAACCCUGACAACUUCCUGCCAGAGAACGCCCAGGGAAGGCACCCUUACGCCUACGUGCCCUUCAGCGCCGGGCUUCGCAACUGCAUAGGUCAGAGGUUCGCCAUCCUGGAAGAGAAGACAGUGCUGUCGUACAUCUUACGCAAUUUCCGUAUAGAGACGGUGGAGAAACCGGAGGACCUGAGGGUGGUGAGCGAGCUGGUGCUGAGGCCAGUCAACGGCGUCUACGUCCGCCUGACGCCGCGGUAGUGCGGAAGACACUGGACCACAAGUCAUACGCACCAAGUUUCUAGUCCUUAGCUUUAAUUCUGUAAAUAAAGUGCUGUAACCUAUAGCAAUAA
Molecule: messenger RNA, 1648 nt
Organism: Schistocerca cancellata (South American locust)
Lineage: Eukaryota; Metazoa; Arthropoda; Insecta; Orthoptera; Acrididae
Product: cytochrome P450 4C1-like
Exons: 12
Coding region: 51-1556 (501 amino acids)
Molecular function (GO): oxidoreductase activity, acting on paired donors, with incorporation or reduction of molecular oxygen; heme binding; monooxygenase activity
Source: RefSeq, a predicted model, not a curated record